Wyeomyia smithii (pitcher-plant mosquito) is the source of this 2340-nucleotide messenger RNA. RefSeq names its product transcription factor grauzone-like. Gene Ontology annotation, cellular component: nucleus. The coding region runs from base 78 to 2288 and encodes 736 amino acids. Gene Ontology annotation, molecular function: zinc ion binding. The record is from RefSeq and is a predicted model, not a curated record. Lineage: Eukaryota; Metazoa; Arthropoda; Insecta; Diptera; Culicidae. The transcript is spliced from 4 exons.
UGUCAUCGCAAUCAAAGCAAUGUAUCAGGUUGCAAACGUUAGAAUGAAAAUAAUUCCUUGAAAUUAGUGCUUGUAACAUGUCCUCAACCGAGCUGGAAAAUUGUUUCACCUGCCUGCGACAAACUGACAACUAUCGCUGCAUCACCGAACGGGACGACGUGAACGGAGAGAAUGUGGAAGCAAUCUUCACUAAGCACUUCUGGUUCACCAAGGACGAAUACUACAACCGGAGCGUGUGCACUAGCUGCUGGGAGAAAAUUGACGAUUUCCACAAGUUCUACUGUCAGGUAGAAAAGGUCCAUCCGGCUGCGUUGUUUCCUGAGAUCAAAACAGAAACGGUAGAGUGCUGCUCCGGAGGGGAGGAGGAAAUACUGGUCGGAUCAGCAGAUGAAAAGCAGCACGAUCGACUGGCGGAUGAGGAUCUGCGAUCCAGCUGUCGAAGUCCCGAUUUGAUCGUUUGUAAAGUUGAGGUGAAACAAGAGACAGAAAAAAUGAUCAAUCGGGAAAACAAAAAUGACGACGUAGAUGAUCAGGAAGACGACGGGAAUAACCAAUUAAUAGAACCCCAGGAAAGUCGCAGCAACUCGUCGAGUGGGCAGGGAAAUGACUCCGCACAGUCCGAGUCAUCCGACUCGGAUGUACCUUUGGCCAGGCGACUGGCGUCAAGAAAACGAAAAUUGGCUGUGAAAAAAGCACGCACCGUUCGAACGCGAAGGGCUAAAAUGAGAAAGGAGAAAAAGGACAACGAGCAGCUGAAUGCUUUCAUUAGGCAGCAUAUGGACAUUACCUGUCAUAAGUGCUCGGAACUUGGUAGGGACAGCGAGGAAACGUUCGAGAGUUUCUACCGACUGCGGGUGCACUUCAAGAAGGUUCACGACACGUACGGUUAUAUUUUCUGUUGCAACAAAAAAUGGGCAACCAAAACCGGUCUGGUGGAACAUUUAACCAACCACGAGCCGUCGAAAAAUGACCACAGUCGUUGCGUGGAAUGCAACUGUAUCUUCAAAGAUAAGCGCAGCUACGCCAAUCACAUGUUUCUAAUGCACACCCCUGAGGACCAGAAACAGUUCAAAUGUGAUCGCUGCUCGAAAGCGUUCGCCGCAGAGGAUCUGCUCAAAAGCCACAUCACGUGGCAUGAAGAGGUAGAAAAGAAAAACCAUUACUGCGCCCUUUGUGACAAAUAUUUCCUGAGCGCGCGCAAUCUGGAAAAUCACAAUCUUAGCCAUCACAAUUUUGGCGAAUGCUCGACGGCUGCCCCGAAUAAUAACGCGGGUGAGUUCGACAGUGAGCUUGACCGGACGGAUGCGCCGUCCAGGAGUAAACGAGGCCCAGAAGAUAUCGCGCGGGAGGAUGAACUGAUCAAAAAGUUCAUCACCCUGAACUGUUCCAAGUGUGACUUUAUAGGGGAAACGUUCAACAAGCUAUCCUACCAUGCAUUUAAGGUGCACAACAUGAAUACCCAUUCGGUCGUUUGUUGUGAGAGACGUUUCGGCAAGCGGCAGCGAUUGUAUGAACACUGUCUCCGACAUCUGAACCCGGAUCAUUUUAAGUGUGAUAUCUGCGGUAAAACGUACGCCGACAGUUCCGGGCUGCAGAUACACAAAUGGUGGAUCCACACGCCGGCUUCCGAGCGACCGUUCAAGUGUGACAUCUGUGGGGCUGCUUUUGUCAAGGAUUAUCUGUUAAAGCAGCACACCAACUGGCACAUGAACAAGGAACGGAAGACGCACUUCUGCGAGCAGUGCAAUAAGGCGUACUCUAACUCGCAACAGUUGCGAGCCCAUCAGCAGAAGAAGCACGGAGCAGUGUGCGAUUGGGUGUGCGACAUUUGUGCCAAGGGUUUUAACCAUAGGGCUCUGCUGGAGGAGCACCGAUUGACUCAUUCCGAGGAGGGUUUGGCUAGUUUGAAGAUGCAAUGCGAGAAGUGCCAACGGUGGUUGAUAAACAAGAAGAGCUACCUGCGGCACAAACGCCGCUGUUACGAUACGAGUGGACCGGUAAAAUGUGACAUCUGUGGGAAGGAAUCUGUCAACGAAGCUGCCUUGAUGGGGCAUAAAAAUUUUCACCAUUCCAAUCGACCUAUUUACACCUGUACCUACUGCGGCAAGGAGUGUAAAACGCAGCUGCGGCUUAAGGAACAUGAAGCAACACAUACCGGCGUGGUGCUGUACCAGUGUCCAUACUGCCCGCGAACGUCCAACUCGAGCUCGAAUAUGUACACUCACAAAAAAUCGGCCCAUCCGGAGAAGUGGGCCGAGGAGGUUGCUGCUCGGUUCUACAGUAGAUGAUAACUUGACCGAGAUGCGCGAACGUAGGUAUAAUAAACAAUGAAAUCGUGUA